Molecule: messenger RNA, 760 nt
Organism: Loxodonta africana (African savanna elephant)
Lineage: Eukaryota; Metazoa; Chordata; Mammalia; Proboscidea; Elephantidae
Gene: RNASE2
Product: ribonuclease A family member 2
Biological process (GO): innate immune response in mucosa; defense response to Gram-positive bacterium; chemotaxis
Molecular function (GO): nucleic acid binding; RNA nuclease activity
Source: RefSeq, a predicted model, not a curated record
GGACCGCCGACUAGAUCUGUUCUCACAGGAGCUUACCCAGGAGACUGGGUAAGAAAAGAAGCCCAAGGGCCAGGGCACGAGGAGUAGUAAAUCUGGCAGCAAUCAAGGGAGAAGGGAGCAGCAGUUAUGGCCCUGGGGAAGGGAAAAAACACAGGAUCUGGGAGGAGAUGGAACAAAACUGAAGCAUGACAACAGAGAGUCCGACUGGGUUAGUUCCAAGGGAGUCUGCCAUGAUUGGACUGGGAGACAAAAGAUAUAUUACUUCUUCUCUUUCAGGAAAAUGGCUCCAAACCUGUACAACUCUCGACUGUGCCUCCUUCUGCGGUUGGGGUUCUUGGGAAUGAUGAGCACAUGCCAUGCCCAAUCUCAUUUAACUAGGGCUCAGUGGUUCAAUACCCAGCAUGUACGACACACCCAGGUCCAGUGCAAAAAUAAAAUGCAAAGAAGUAACCAAUACAAGAAUUGCAAAGGCAGAAAUGUGUUCCUCCAAACAACCUUUGCUGCGGUAGCUAAUGUUUGUCACAGUCCAAAUGUCCACUGUAGGAAUGGCCGCUGGAGCUGUCAUAAUAGUACAGCACAGGUGCCUUUAACCUACCGUCACCUCACAAGAGGAAGGUAUCCAAGCUGCAGGUAUAGCCGAAGACUCAGAAAGAUGUUCUACACUAUUGCCUGUGACCAACGAUCUCCACAGGACUCACCUCAAUUUUAAAUGGUUCCAGUUUGCUUAGACAGAAUCUACUAAAUGCCUGUAUGAACUCUC